This is a messenger RNA of Drosophila suzukii, 6468 nucleotides long. It is a transcript of the gene VAChT, whose product is annotated as Vesicular acetylcholine transporter. Gene Ontology annotation, biological process: xenobiotic transport; transmembrane transport; chemical synaptic transmission. Gene Ontology annotation, cellular component: AP-2 adaptor complex; terminal bouton; membrane. The record is from RefSeq and is a predicted model, not a curated record. Gene Ontology annotation, molecular function: xenobiotic transmembrane transporter activity; acetylcholine transmembrane transporter activity. Lineage: Eukaryota; Metazoa; Arthropoda; Insecta; Diptera; Drosophilidae.
UCCAUUGGCAGCGGGCCCAACUCGCCGCAGCGCGUCGUCUCCAAUCUCCGCGGAUUCCUCACCCAUCGCCUCAGCAACAUCACACCGAGCGACACAGGUUGUUCACUGGCAUGCAUACACCUCCAACAACUACUACAACCACACCAAAACAUGUAAAACCACACAGCAACAACAUCAAAGGCAGCGGCAAACAACAAGAACAACACCACAGUUAACCACAAGCAACGAUAAACCACCUCGAAAGGAGCAAAGAAAGCGGAAACGGAAGCGGCCACAUUUGUAUUUCCGGCAGUAAAAACAUGACAGCCCCACAGAUCGGCGCAUAAAAAGCUUUAAAGCAACAGAGAAGAGUACAAAAGAAAGGAAAAAUAGCGAGAGAGAGAAAUCCAGAAGAAACUGGUCCAGAACUUUGUACACCUCAGCGAUUAUCAAGUUAAUCAACCAAAAUGGCCUCAUUCCAAAUACCUGUUAUCAACCUCGAAGUGCGCGAGGUCAAGGAGAUCGUGUGGGAGAAGAUCCAGGAGCCGGUGAACCAGCGUCGUUUGAUCCUGGUGAUCGUAUCGAUAGCCCUGCUGCUGGACAACAUGCUGUAUAUGGUGAUAGUGCCCAUCAUACCCGACUAUCUGAGGGAGAUAGGCAGCUUCGACGAUGGGCCCACGCCGCCUCCUUUGAGGGAUAACAUUACAGGGAAGAUCAUACCCAUGCAUCAUGACCACCACGGCCAAGACUCGGCCACGGGCAUCCUGUUCGCCUCCAAGGCCAUCGUCCAGCUGAUGGUGAAUCCCUUCUCGGGCGGCCUCAUCGAUAAGAUCGGCUACGACUUACCCAUGCUGAUCGGCCUGACCAUCAUGUUCUUCUCCACGGCCGUCUUCGCCUGCGGCAGCAGCUACAGCGUCCUGUUCUUCGCCCGAUCUCUCCAGGGAGCUGGUUCCGCCUUCGCAGACACCGCCGGAUUGGCCAUGAUAGCCGAUCGGUUCACGGAGGAGAACGAGCGAUCCCAGGCUUUGGGAAUUGCGCUGGCCUUCAUCAGCUUUGGCUGCCUGGUGGCGCCACCUUUCGGCGGUGCCCUCUACCAGUUUGCCGGCAAGGAAGUGCCCUUCCUGAUCCUGGCACUGGUCUGCCUGCUGGAUGGCCUGAUGCUGCUCCUGGUGAUGAAGCCGGUCAAGGAGGCGAUCAAGCAGAGCAAGGAGGUGCAGGACCAGGUGAUACCCAUCUGGCGCCUGCUCAUGGAUCCCUACAUAGCCGUCUGUGCUGGUGCACUAACCAUGUCCAAUGUGGCGCUAGCCUUUUUGGAGCCCACCAUCUCGCUGUGGAUGGAGGACAACAUGACCACGGAGAACUGGAAGAUUGGCAUGGUGUGGUUGCCCGCCUUCUUUCCGCACGUGCUGGGCGUGGUCAUCACGGUGAAGAUGGCCCGGAAGUAUCCACAGCACCAGUGGCUAAUGGCCGCCGUCGGAUUGGCCCUGGAGGGCUUCUCCUGCUUUAUCAUACCCUUCUGCAGUGGCUACAAGAUGCUCAUGCUGCCCAUCUGUGUGAUCUGCUUUGGAAUCGCCCUGAUCGACACCGCUCUACUGCCCACACUGGGUUAUCUGGUGGAUGUGCGUUACGUCUCGGUUUAUGGCAGUAUCUAUGCCAUAGCGGAUAUAUCCUAUUCCAUUGCCUAUGCCGUGGGCCCCAUUAUCGCUGGAGGAGUGGUGGAAGCCAUUGGAUUCACGGCCCUCAACUUCUUGAUAGCCUUCUCCAACCUGGCCUAUGUGCCCGUGCUGCGAAAGCUCCGGAACAUUUACGACUUCAAACCCUUCGAGAACGAGGCCAACAUCCUGAUGCAGGACCCGCCCAACAAGGAGUACCAGACCUACGUGAUGCACGACCAGAAGCCCGUGGAGGGCGGUGUCAAGAAUCAUCUGGAGUACGGGCAGCAGUAUCAGCAGGAGCAGGAGACCAAUCUGGAUGACCAGCAGUACGAGUACCAGCAGCAGCAGGGAUACCAACAGGCUGGGGGCUAUCAGCAGGACCAGGGCUACCAGCCGGGCUACCAGGAGCAGGGUGGCAGCUACGCCCCCCAGGGACAGCCCCGCGUGGCCAAUCCCUUCCAGCAACAGCAGCAGCAACAACAACAGCAGGCCCAGAGCAGAGGUCCUGCCGGUCCGGCGAAUCCCUUUAGGCAAGGAUUUUAAACUGUUGCCCAUGCCCAUAGGCAAAACCGAAACUCUAGUCUUAAACCGUGUUCUUUUCGUUUUUUGUUGAACCCACUCUAAACUCAACACAAAACACAUAUACAUAUAUUUAGCAUAGACAUAUAGGCAAGUGGUACGUACACUAUAACGAGCAUAACAUGCAGAUAGUUAAUACAGCAGCUAGUUAAUGCACCGCACCAAGUUUUGUAUCAUACACGAAUGUUGAAGCAACUAAGAUCAGUGAUGGGAUAGGCAGGAUUUGGGCUUACCUGGGUGUUUUAAAGGAAAUAAUCCUAGGAUGUUAUAUGUAGCAAGAAAAAAGGAUUUUUAAAUCAAAUUAAUGGUUAUAUCUUUCAGAUUUCCUGAUAUCAAAAAAAAGUAAGGAUAAAGAAUAAUAUAUCAAAACAGCUUGUAAACCUUCUGUUAGUACAAUAUCAGUUCUAGAUCAUUCUAUAAAAACAAUUAUUUAGGCUAGCAACUUUAAAAAAAGUCAAAAACAUCUCGCGAAAACAAUAUAAAUUUCAGACAAAAGGUGGAUUAAUAGAGGAUUCCUCCACCCAAGUAAGCCCAAAACCUACCAUGGCCUACAAAGUUCCCAUCGCUAGAACUACGCAUAUAUGCAUCAGCAUAUAGCAGCUAUAUAGAGCGGUCCGAUCGGAUCGCCUAUGCCCUAUACUCAGUACUCAUGCAGCCGUUUUCGUGUCUAUCAGUCAGUGAAGCUAGAGAAACCAAAGCCUAGGCAUAGUUAGUCGAUAAGGGGAGGACUUCCUUUGGACUCCCGCCCUAUCAAAUAUACACACAUACAAAUAUGUAUCAGAUAUUAUAUACACGCAUAUAUAAAUAUAUCUAUAUACAAGCUAGUUGUAAGCGGCUCAGCUGGCCAGAGGACCAUUUUCGACCAAGUACCGCCGUUACACAGGCAAUGGCAUCCAUAUCGCAGACAUAUCACAAGUUGCACAAAUCGAAACCCUCCCCCGCCCGCUGAACCAGAGGAACUCUUUCGGUUGUCAUUGUGGCGGACUUGGGACGAGAGUGGAUUCCCGGCCAGCCAGGCUAUAUGAUUUCCAGUUGAAAUAACUUUUAAUUUGAACGUUUCUUAACAUAAGACACAACCAAGGUAACGAUACAUAUCAGAGUCUCGAUGGCUCGCCUGUUAAAAUUACCAAAAGUGAUAUUACUUAUUGCUACUAGUCUAUACAUAUAUCGGUAAUCAUAUCAUAUCGGUAACAUACACACCUACUUUUAGGCCGUACAUGAAGUGUACAUACAUAGGUUAUACAACCAAUGGAAACGGAAAUCAAUUUGAGAUUCAAAUUCAAGUUUCAUAUUUACCUACCAAUCAAUUAUUAUUUGCUUGUUGACUCUAUGAGCACACGGGCCGUUCCGAUCAUGGGACUGCCGCCAUAGUAGAUCUUCGAUAGCAUAGCAUAAAUGUGUGUACCUUGUCUAUAAGAUAAAGAUAAACCUAAAGAAAAACAUAUGAACAUAUUGAUAAACGAUUAUUGUAUGCAUACCAUACGGUAUUUUUGAUUCAUUUCGACUGCACGACUUUUUAGGGCUGUUUAUUGCCCCUAUAUUAUACACCUUUUAGCUGGACCCUACGAUCCACUGUACGAAUAAGUAAAUGUAUCUUUUAUAUACAGUUCAGCAUGCGUAUAUUGGAUGUCAGAAUGAUUAUGUACAUUUUUCGAAUGUGUUUAGUCGGCAAUUACAGUUAGUUACGAGUAUAUCACAGACUUUCUAUAUCCGUGGACAUAUCAGUAAAACGGCCAUUUCGAAACUGCUGUCAAUGCGGACCCAAUAUAAAUAUGUAUGAGUAUCUUAUGAAUUACGAAAGCAAUUGGUUAUACGCUAUAUACACUAUACAUUAACAGAAAUGCACUGAUUUUAAUGAAGUUACAAAUUACGUUCAUAGGAUUUUAGGAACCACUCGUUUUAAUAUGCGUUUCCAUUAAAUUUGUUUUAAUAGAUAAAGUAGAAAAUUGUUGUCUGUUCUUAAGGAUUGUUUGCAUUACAUUUGAUUAUGUUCGUUGAUACUUUAAACUUUUUAAUUAUUUCCCUAGUUUUAUAAACACUUACAUACCACUUAAAAUAUAUACAUAGCUCUACAAAUUUACAAAACUGUAGAAAUACUCUUAACUAUAAUAUGAAUUAAACUCAUGAAAAAAUCUCCCAUCAAAAGUAUCAAUUAAAACGAAGGACAGGUAGUGGUGAAGAAUAAAGUGUUAAAGCAUACUACAUAUUUAUAUAUGAAAAGCGAAGAAGAAGAAAACCAGAACAAUUAAUAUAGUCAAUAACGUACAUAUAUUUAUUAUGUAACAUAUUAUAAAUAGAUUGUUUAUUUAAGUAGGUAACAAUAGAGUUUUAAUUACAAGUAACCGAACAUAAAUAUAAUAAAACCCCGAAAUAAGCAAUAUUUAUUUAAGUUUCCUUUGAUACAAUCAUCUAGAAACCAGCCCUAAAGUCAUGUACAGUUUGGAAAUAUCAUUUAAUUCCAUUCCUGUAUUCCUUCACAUAAACUUUAAAAUCUUCACUGAAAUAUGAUUAAUCUUUACAUGACUUUCAAGGCUGGAUGUAGAUAGAUGUCAAAAAGUAAAACAUGACAGUUUCAGGCAUUCAAGAUUUCAAUAGAUUUGAACAGUUUUAACCAAAGUUUGGUAGAGCGCAACAUGUAUAUGAAUCUUCCAGUUUUGGUUUACAAAUAAAUAUAUAAAUAUACAGCUAAGUAAUAACCAUCACAUAAUGUAGUCAAAGGACGGGGUCCCAGAAGGUCAGCAGAAAGUAACCUAAAGGAUGUGGUAGCAGUGCCGGCAAUGUGUAAUAACUUACUAAACAAAUAAGAGCAAAUGGAACGCAUAAACUAAAUGUGUUACGAGCAUAUAAAUAUAAACAUAACACCAUAAGAAACGAUGUAUGAUAAAAUAUAUAUAAAUAUACAUUUAUAAAAUGAAUUACAAAACACGAUAGCAGUUAAUUGAAUGGUUAUACUCUGCGUAUUACAAGUGUUGAAUGUUCAAUAGCAUUAUAUGAAUUAUGAAUUAUACGCAAUACCGUGCGCUAUGGAUAAUUAAUGAACAAAUUAAUUUUUAAUAUCGAAUAUUUACUAAAUGAUAUAGGGAUUUUACCUUGGCAACAAAACCAGUAGCACAGAAAAAUAAUUUGAUAUUUUUUCAUAUGAGAAAUGCCUCUCCGACAGUUUCUAUGUGUUGUGCGUGUGAAGAACGUUUUAGAAAAUUUAAUUGUAUACCCUAGACAAAAUAAAAUGAGUUUGUAAGUGAAGCCCACAAAGUUAAUGCCACCACAGUUCAGUUUUGUAUUGUAUAUAAGGCAUAUUGUUAGUUUCGAAUGUCUUUUUUGGUAAUUUGACUCUUGAAAGUCAAGGUCGGAGCGUUUCAAGUACAUACUAAUAUAGUACGGAGCUAAAUUAUUACGAAAGUCUUUGCAAUUUGUUUCGGCUAAUGUUAUAGACGUUUGUGUUACAUAUUUAACAAUAAUUAUUACGAUAAACAGUGGAAAUUAUUAUAACAGAUAAGUAAGCAAAUGCAAAACCAGAGGCGAUACUACAAUUUUACCAACUAUCCAAAUCCCAGUUCUGUAACGUUGCUGUUCAAUUUCCAAGUCUAUCCAUCUAUAUUCUAAACGUAAUUAUGUUUGUAUCUGAAUAUCACACCGUUCUUCAACUAUCCCCAAGAAAAAAACUAAGCAAACUAAGUGCUAUGCAUAUCAAAACGAAGCGAAUCGAUGUUCGAUGACUUAACAUAGCUAGAGCAUAUUUUCAAGGCAAGCCAAAAAUGUCCUCUAUAAUCAAAUGUAAACAGUAGGGAAAUCAAGCAGGAACUGCCUCAAAAACAAACACCCUUGAAGUUUGGUUCAGUGUGUGCGAAUUUUCCAGAAAAUUCAAAGCUCAAUUCAAGCAAAAUUAAGAGUUAAAACAAAUACAACAUGUGCUGGCAUUGACAUUUUCUGGAAUUAUUCAAGGGUAAAACACAAAUAGAAAACUCGCAUGAAUCUAUAAACGUAUUUGGAUUGCAUCGAAAGUGAAUUCAAAGUGGCAGUUGCCUGCUUCUGGCUAUGGGAAAUGUUAUGAAUAAUGAAUUGAGCAAGCAGAAAAUAUAACCGAACGUACAUUAGAGCAUACAGAUAUUGGCAUGAGCUAUAGAGGAACGAUAAUGCAUUAUUACAGAGCAAGCCAUACACCCCAUACACACACCCCACACAACACCACCCAACAGAAACAAACAACACAAAACAAACAUGUACUAUUGAAAUAUAAUUGUUAACCAUGGAAAAA